Scheffersomyces amazonensis is the source of this 1766-nucleotide messenger RNA. It is a transcript of the gene APN2, whose product is annotated as DNA-(apurinic or apyrimidinic site) lyase. Gene Ontology annotation, biological process: base-excision repair. Gene Ontology annotation, cellular component: nucleus. The transcript is spliced from 2 exons. Gene Ontology annotation, molecular function: protein binding; phosphoric diester hydrolase activity; endonuclease activity. Bases 155 to 1612 code for a protein of 485 amino acids. The record is from RefSeq and is a predicted model, not a curated record. NCBI's taxonomy places the organism in Eukaryota, Fungi, Ascomycota, Pichiomycetes, Serinales, Debaryomycetaceae.
UACUAAUCACUAUUUUACUCUAAUUCGACUAAAUUCUAUCUCUUAUUUAUUACUUACUUAGCUUGUGGUGGGUCGUGUCCCGCUCCAAUAUGACAUAGUUAAUCUUUAACCUAGACUUCAAUAAUAUUAAAGAAACCCUAACAAUACCGUUAUAAUGGAUAUAAAUAAGCUAGCGAGUGAAGAUCCACUAAUUAGGAUAGAACCGAAGAGGUUGGAUAACUCCACCAUCCGAUAUGUAACAUUUAAUGUCAAUGGAAUUAAAACCUUAUGCAAUUAUCAUCCAUGGAAUAAAAUAGAUCAAGAUUAUAAUGCUAUGUUUAACCUUUUAAAAGCAGAUAUAAUUACACUUCAAGAACUUAAAUUAUCCAAUUCGAAUAUUUCUACUAUUAAAAAUAUCGGACAUUUAACUAAUUAUAAAUCAUUUAUAACAUUACCUCGAAUUAAGCGAGGGUAUAGUGGAGUAGGACUCUUUAUAAGAAUUCCUAAAUCUCAUGAACCAUUAAGUGUUCAGAGAGCUUUAACAGUUAUUAAGGCUGAAGAAGGUUUAACUGGUUAUUUAAAAUCUUCUAAUGGUCAAAGUUAUCGAGAUUUACCUUCAGAUGAUCAUAUUGGAGGUUAUAGUAAUGAAUUAAAUGAAGAAAUGGGACUACAACUAGAUGAACAAGGUCGAUGUAUAGUAAUAGAAUUAGCAAAUAAUGUAGUUAUUUUUGCCUUAUAUUGUCCAGCUAAUUCUGGAGGAACUGAAGAAGGUGAGAUCUAUAGAAUUAAAUUUUUACAAACAUUAUUACAGAGAUGUCAUAAUUUAAAAUUUAAUUUAGGUAAAGAAGUAAUAAUAAUGGGAGAUAUCAAUGUAUGUCUUGAUCUCAUAGACAGUGCCGAAACAAUGGCCGAUAAAAUCAAACAGAAUUCAGUUAAACCAAUUGUAGGUACUGAUGGUUUAGCAUUUGAAUCCAUAAACUAUGAAGAAUGUCAAAAUUUCAAAAGAAUUUCUACUCAAGCAAGAGUACUAUUAAACAAAUAUACCAUACCUCAAAUUCAUUUCCAUAUGAAAGGUGAUACAUAUCCUAGUGAAGUUAAACAAUUAAGUUUUCUUUAUGAUACUACUAGAUAUAUAUUAGGACGUAAGAUGAAUAUCUAUACUGUAUGGAAUACUUUAACAAAUUCUCGAGCUGUAAAUUAUGGAUCUCGUAUAGAUUUAAUAUUAGCAAGUUCUUAUAAUAUGGUUAAAAAUAUUUCUAAUGCUAAUAUUUGGCCUUUCAUACUUGGCUCAGAUCAUUGUCCUGUAUUCACAGAUUUUGAUGUAUUUGAUAAAGAAGAUAAUGGUCAACCAAUACCUAUAGUAAAGAAAUUAGGAUUUGAAGCUAAAUACUUUCAUAAACUUACUCAAAUGAAAGAUAUAGCUCUGAUGUUUACGAGAGUUAAAUCUUCACCGUCUACUUCUAGUUUAAAUAGUACAGAUUCUUCAACUUCUACUCCUGAUCCUGAACCUCAAUCGCAACCUGAAGCUCAAAUAAAGAGACCAAAACUUCAAUAUGUUAGUAGAAAGAAACAGAAAACAUCAGUUGAAGAAUCUAAAAAGUCAAUUGCAAAUUACUUUCUGACUAAUAAAUAGUCAUCAUUGAAAAAGAAACUACUUUCUUCAUUAUUAUGGAUCUAUAAAUAUAAAAGUUAAUUCCUUAAAUACAUAUAAAAUCAAGAGAAUAUUUAACUUCAGAUUGUUUCUGUUAUACUAUUAUUUCAUCAUUUUUCUUUAUCGAAUUGAAGCU